Messenger RNA from Mercenaria mercenaria, 333 nucleotides. RefSeq lists its product as uncharacterized. NCBI's taxonomy places the organism in Eukaryota, Metazoa, Mollusca, Bivalvia, Venerida, Veneridae. The transcript has 2 exons. The record is from RefSeq and is a predicted model, not a curated record. The annotation marks the transcript as partial. Gene Ontology annotation, molecular function: CoA-ligase activity.
ACCAGUGAUUCCAAAAGAUGAUCACCUGGUUAUGUUUCUUCCACUGUUCCACAUGUAUGGACUUUGUGUGUGGAUUGUACAGCCAUUUUUUAGGGGCAACUCUUGUUAUCAUGAGGAAGUUUACACCUGAUGAUUAUCUGAGACUGAUAGAAAAAUACAAGCCAACCACCAUACAGACUGUACCACCUAUAAUGGUAAUGUUUGCUAAGUAUCCAAAAGUGUCAGAGUAUGAUUUAUCCUCGGUUAAGGGUGCAGUUUGCGGUGCUGCCCCACUUAGCAAGGAAAUAGAAGAUGUUGUAAAAACCAAGCUGAAACUACCCUGUAAUAACCAAG